Rhodofomes roseus is the source of this 1185-nucleotide messenger RNA. RefSeq lists its product as uncharacterized. The record is from RefSeq and is a predicted model, not a curated record. The coding region runs from base 222 to 926 and encodes 234 amino acids. The transcript has 3 exons. Lineage: Eukaryota; Fungi; Basidiomycota; Agaricomycetes; Polyporales; Fomitopsidaceae.
GCUGUCACGGAAGGCACUCAAGUAUGGAUGCAUACGUCGCGCUCAGGCCGGGCGAGCGGAUCUGGACAAUUCAUACUACGAUGCCGGCUCCAGCUGCAAGACAAUCCGAAUGGCGCUUGAUGCUCAGGCUAGUGCACUUAGCACUACAUCAGUAAGUACAUUAAGGCCUCGGCGCAGUUGUGACAUGUGAUCUCUACGUAAAGACUGUAGAGAAGCACGGAAUGUGUUGUCACAUCUUGUCUCUAGCGCGACAUCUUGCUGCAACUUUUCACGUCUGCGAUCCUUUGCAUCACCGCCUCUCCAAACUCAACACAAUGAGUGCACGAGACCGCGACCACUACUCGCGACGGGCACUCAGAUCACGGUGCAUGCAUCGGGUUCGCGUCCAGCCUGGACGAGGUUACGAGAACAUUUACAAUGAAACUGGCGCUAUGUUGCAUGAUUUGAUCGACAUUUACGACGAUUCGUUCCCGGAAUAUCUAUACGAUUCGGACAUAACGAAUAAUUUCGUAUACCUAUACAAGCUGAAGUCGAACGGAAGCCGAGUCGUCUGCAAGGUAUUGGAGUACUGCGGGGAAUCACUGUUGGGCUCACUGCGUCAUGAGAAGAGAUCGUUCAGAGAAGCAGUCCUUGAAGCGUACAGCAAACUGGACAUGGAGCCUGUCCACCUCGUUAAGGGCAACCGCGAAGACUACGGUCCCAGCGAAAUCAUCCGUAGGCCGAAUGGCCAGCCCUGCCUUAUCGACUUUUCGAAGGCGCGCCAGCACAUUGGUGAAUGCCGCCGCUCCAAGAUCAGAUUCAACACUCCGAGAUGGCCAAUUUCACAACGCCUUUGCGGAGAGAUACUUGCAGUCACCGACGAUGCCGACUUCUUCACAAGUGGGAUGCUCGUAUUAAUCCCAAAUAGGGCACUACCUCUGAGCUAACAAGCAGGUGCGAAGCCGGAAGACUACUGGCCUGUCAUUGGGAAAGUGUUGACGACGCUAGGAUAUACCAAGGAGGACGGAUGCGCGGUGAUAGAAAACGCUAUCGAGAAUUAUGAGGCAAACGUUGUUAGGAGGAGGGAGGCCCUAGAUAUCGCAGGGCGUGAUGAGUAGAGAAGGAUGUGAUACGCGACUCACAAAUGCAUGAUGUACGAUCUCACAUCGGCAUAAUAUCACAUAGGAGUCAAUUUUUCGCUAUACG